Molecule: messenger RNA, 2128 nt
Organism: Dermatophagoides pteronyssinus (European house dust mite)
Lineage: Eukaryota; Metazoa; Arthropoda; Arachnida; Sarcoptiformes; Pyroglyphidae
Gene: Pten
Product: phosphatase and tensin-like protein
Biological process (GO): phosphatidylinositol dephosphorylation; phosphatidylinositol 3-kinase/protein kinase B signal transduction; protein dephosphorylation
Cellular component (GO): plasma membrane; cytosol; cell projection
Molecular function (GO): phosphatidylinositol-3,4,5-trisphosphate 3-phosphatase activity; protein tyrosine phosphatase activity
Source: RefSeq, a predicted model, not a curated record
CUUUAAUUUUCUUCCUAUUCCAUACGAAUUUUCUAAUGUUGUUGAUAUAGCUUGAAAAUUAUCCACCAAACUAUCAACCAAUAAUCAUCAUCCGUCGUUUAGCUUUGAAUUUGGAACAAAAACGAAUAUAAUAUACGGAAUAAGAAAAAAAUUCAUCCAAAUGGUUGAAUAUUUUCAUGAUUUCAAAAUGUCCCUUGGUCUCAAGGAGAUUGUUUCGAAAAACAAACUCCGUUAUAAAGAAGAUGAUAUUUCGAGGAAUAUAAUUGCUAUGGGAUUUCCAGCCGAAACAUUAGAACGAAUAUAUCGUAACAAUAUUAAUGAGGUGGUCAAAUUUUUUGAAGAAAAACAUAAAAAUCAUUAUAAAAUAUACAAUCUUUGUUCUGAAACAAAACGUCGUUAUGAUAUAUCAAAAUUUAAAGGAAUGGUUGUGGAACAAUAUUCAUUUCAGGAUCAUAAUCCUCCGCCAUUUUAUAUGUUGAAAGAAUUUUGUGAAAGCCUACAUAAAUGGUUGAAUUCCGAUCCAAACAAUGUUGCUGCCAUACAUUGUAAAGCAGGAAAAGGACGUACCGGUUUAAUGAUCUGUGCAUAUCUUGUUUAUACCGGAAAAUGUAUUGAUGAACAAGGAAAAUUUGUAAGCAUUGAUAAUGCUGAUGCGGCACUCGAAUAUUAUGGCCGACAACGAACACGUGAUCUUAAAGGAGUGACAAUACCUUCACAAAAACGUUAUGUUCAUUAUUUUGAAUACCUAGUCAAGCACAAUCUCGAAUAUCGGCCCAGCCAGUUUAGGCUUUCAUCUUUGAUUUUAACUUCAAUACCGGUAAAUAAUGGUGGUGCCUAUACGUUGAUCUGUGAAAUUUAUCAAAUACCAAAGCAAAAAAUCGAGUCAUUUGAAAUAGAAGUAAAGAAAGGCCAAAAAUUUCUGUUAUUUAAUCUACCACAACCGUUGAUUAUUCAUGGUGAUGUUAAGCUAGAAUUUUAUAUCAAAAAAAUGAAAAAGAAAUUGUUUCAAUUUUGUUUCAACACAUUUUUUGUUGGCUGUGGUUACGAUACCGAUACGUAUACGAUCAUAACCGAACCAUGUCCCCAUUGUCCAAAUGGAGAACGGAUAUCCAUUCCUAUUUCUACUCCUCUCAGUUCAGGAGAAAUCGACAAUGAAUGCAAUCGCGGAAAAUCAUUGUUCAUGAGGAAAAAUUCAAAUGAUCAUCAAUCUGUGAUUGACUUAUCAUUUUUUGAUUCGAUCAAGAAUGAAAGCAGUUUUGAUCCCUGUGAUUGUGCAAAUUCAAUUUUAUUUCAAUCAUCAUUCGAAAUUUUUGAUUCAACCAACAAUGUCCAAGAUUUUUGUAGCAAUCAUAUUUCAAGUUAUAAUAAUCCCUUGUUUACAUCGCAACAACUACCAAACACAUCAGUAUCAUCCUUUAAAUCAUCAUCAACAUCGUCUUCGAAUAGUUCAUCAACACAAUCGUUGUGUAAUAAUACUUGUAAUCAUGUGAAUUUUAAUGGUAAAAAGACGAGCAAUCCGGAUUUGAUGCAAACAUUUAAUCAGGAAAAGAGUCUUUAUCUAGUAUUACCGAAAGAGAACCUCGACCAAGCAUAUAAAGAUAAAUCUAACAAAAUUUUUCCUGCCGAUUUCAAGGUUGUAUUAAAAUUUAAUCAAGAUUCAUUCGAUGGUGUUGAUACUACAAUUCUAUCAACGAAUGAUCAAUAUAUUUGUAAUGAUUCAAAUUGCAAUCCAUAUGGUUACAGUGAAAGUGAAAAUAUUACCUCUGAAGAUGAUGAUGAUCCAUCCGAUCAGGAAUUGAAUAAUGGUAGUAGUAAUCAUUCAACAUUGACGAUGAAACAAACAUCAUUCGAACCGAAUAAUCAUAAUCAUAAUCAUAAACAUCAAGUGGUACAAGCAAAUCAAUCAUCAUCAUCAUCUGAAUUUGAGACGAAUAACAAUAGUUUAGAAAAUAAAAAAGGUGAAAUAACCUAUCUUUGACUAGCUUGAUAUUGAUGAUGGAUAUUCAAAAGUUGAAUUCAAAAAAUCUCACCUCAUUAAAAUCUCAUUUCUUCCUUCUCUAUCAUUGUCAAAUAAAUCAUUCAAUUUUGAAUGAUUUAAAUGAUAUAGUGAUAGAAAUAUGUAAUUAUU